CCCCUCGGCUGGCCGCCAUCUUGUUGUUGAUCCGUACCCAGUGGGCAGCGCUGGGAGCUGGACCCAGCGGCCUGUGCGGGGCCGCUGCUGCGGGGCUCAGCACCUGCGCCGCCUACCAGGGGGCGGGCCGAAACCUGGAGGCCCAGGGGGCUCAGCUCCCUUGGGGAGCCUUGGGCACCUGCAGCCCGGGCCGGGCGGGGAGCCUCCCCUCUCUGCCUGCGUCUGGGGCCUGCCCUUCCUGGAGAUGCUUGAGUUUCUCUAUCCCCCUUUCAUCUUGCUGAGUGCCAAGCCUUCCCCUCAGGAUUCUACAUGCUCUGGGUCUUCAGAUUAUUCCUGCCAAAUGAGGAUCAUGCCUGCCACUGUAUGGAUGAAGAAACAGACUCAGAGAGGCUAAACAAGGUUUUACUAUAUAGCCUGUGGUGGCCUCGAACUUAUGGCAAUCCUGUCUUCAGCCUCCAGAGUCCUGGGAUUAUAGGACAGAAUAAGAAGCUGAGUGGACCGUAACUAUUGCCUUCAGGUUGCUGGGACCUUCUACUUAGCUCUUAUUUUGUGGCCCAUGUGCUACAACCUGUGCCCCCAGUGUGCAACUGGCCCCCAACGCAAUGUGUGUUUGUCAAACCAUGGAAGUGGGGCAGUAUGGCAAGAACGUGGGCCGGGCAGGAGACCGAGGAGUCCUCCUGGAGCCCUUCAUCCACCAAGUGGGCGGACACAGCAGCAUGAUGCGCUACGACGACCAUACUGUGUGCAAACCUCUCAUUUCCAGAGAGCAGCGCUUCUACGAGUCCCUCCCUCCUGAGAUGAAGGAGUUCACCCCUGAAUACAAAGGUGUGGUAUCUGUCUGUUUUGAGGGGGACAGUGAUGGUUACAUCAACUUGGUGGCCUACCCCUAUGUGGAAAGUGAGACCAUGGAGCAGGAUGAUGCUCCAGAACGGGAGCAACCUCGGCGCAAACAUUCCCGCCGGAGCCUGCAUCGGUCAGGCAGUGGCAGUGACCACAAGGAGGAGAAAGCCACCUUGUCGCUUGAGACCUCUGAGAGCUCCCAGGAGGCAAGGAGUCUGAAGGUGGAGCUUCAUAGCCAUUCAGACGUCCCUUUCCAGAUGCUCGAUGGCAACAGCGGCCUGAGUUCUGAGAAGAUCAGCCAUAACCCCUGGAGCCUACGCUGUCACAAGCAGCAACUGAGCCGAAUGUGCUCUGAGUCCAAGGACCGAAAGCUCUACAAAUUCCUCCUGCUUGAGAAUGUGGUUCAUCAUUUCAAGUACCCCUGCGUGCUGGACCUGAAGAUGGGCACCCGGCAGCACGGUGAUGAUGCAUCAGCCGAAAAAGCGGCCCGGCAGAUGAGGAAGUGUGAGCAGAGCACAUCUGCCACUCUGGGGGUCAGGGUCUGUGGCAUGCAGGUCUAUCAGCUGGACACAGGCCAUUACCUCUGCAGGAACAAAUACUAUGGCCGUGGGCUCUCUAUUGAAGGCUUCCGCAAUGCCCUUUAUCAGUACCUGCACAAUGGGCUGGACCUGCGACGUGACCUCUUUGAACCUAUCUUGAGCAAACUUCGAGGCCUCAAAGCUGUGCUGGAGCGGCAGGCCUCCUACCGUUUCUACUCCAGUUCUCUACUUGUCAUCUAUGAUGGCAAGGAGUGCCGAUCUGACCUCCGUCUCAAGCACCUGGACAUGGGGGUUCCUGAGGUGGCACCACCCAGCAGCCCCAGCACUAGCCCCAGCAGCGUCAACCCUGAGGCAGGCCCUUCCUGUCCUCCCAAAGUGGAUGUCCGCAUGAUUGACUUUGCACACAGCACCUUCAAGGGCUUCCGGGAUGACCCCACUGUGCACGAUGGGCCAGACAGAGGCUAUGUGUUUGGCCUGGAAAAUCUCAUCAGCAUCAUGGAACAGAUGCGGGACGAGAACCAGUAGGCCCAGUUCUGGGCCCCCAGUACCCGUUCCUCUCUACCCGCAGACAGGGACCAUUGCUCUGAACUUGCCAUGAGAACACACAGACUUACUUUUAAAGGGUUAUAUUUCUCUCUGGUGUAAACUAAAAGAAAUGUUUUUAGUUGUAGUCUGGAAUCCAUAUAUAUAAAGUGAAAGAGGGCAGAAUAUAUUGCUCUCUCAGCCAGGCUUCUUAGCUUUAUGGUUCUGACUUCUGUGUCCAGGCUGACUUAGGAAGGAAGAGGCAUCCCUGGUUGGCUUGGCAGCAGAGUCAGGGUACCCUGGGACCUUGGCUUCUCUUGCCUUGGCCUUUGGGAUCUGUGAUUUCAGGGUCCUGCUAAUUGUGGGGUGAAGCCCUGGAUAUAGGGUCCAUUCAUGCCCAUUUGCCCCUUGUUCUUCAGAAGUAGAGGGCUUUUUAGUCUUGUGCUGUGAGUGUCAGCAGCUACUGAUUUUACACAGCUGGGCCUGUCUUUUUUGGAUCUGAUUUUGGCAUGGGCCUAGGUUCAUGAAGCUGAGCUGUGGCAGGGAGCAGGCCCGUUUCACCAGUGACUCAUUGACACGUGAACUGCUCUUCCUCUGUCCACAGUCCCAGCCAGCCUCUCAGCCAGCAUCCCUUGCCUGAGGGAGCUACCCCUCAUGAAUUUUAGGGACACUGGGCAUGACUCUGGGGCCCACUUAGGCCUCAGGGCCUGUGUUCCAGACAGUAUUUGCUGUUCCCAUGCUAUGGGUGGGAGCCUCCUUCCUCUAGAUUGGGUAGCUCUGUUGCUUCUAGAUGGGUGCUCCUUUAGGGCUCAAGGGCUGUGGUCCACUCAGGGUCUUGCUCUUUCCCAGGCCAAGCUCAAGGCAGGCAGCCCAUUGCAAGGCAUCCUAAGCCCUGGUCCCAGAGGGAGAACUUUAAGGUUGUCUGUUCUUAGGGACAUUGGACCCUGGGUGCAGGUGCCCAGAUUCUGCUAAUGAGAGCUUUGUCUGAUUAACCCUGGGGUCUGUCAUUUUGUCCUAUGUCUACAUGCCACCCCUAUUUCAUGGGGAUACUUCCCCUGGAACGUAGCCUUGCUUGUUAGUACAUACUGAUUUUUUUCAUGCUGUCCUCAGCAAAAACAUUCUUUCUCAUUUCUGAGGUGAGCUUUUGCCGUUCGUUAGUAGGUGCUGCCUUUUUAAAAAAGAUCUAGUAGCAGAACGAAUUGUAGGUAGUGUUUCUCUGCUGGUCCAGUGCCCUUUCUUGCUGGCCUGCAGUGUGGCUCGACACUGACCUGACUGUAGGUAGUGAAGGCUCAAGGGUCUCCUUGUUUUAGUGAUUUUUGCUGCUAACCCUCAAUGGUGUGGAGACUUGCUGCCUCUUAACAAAGGUGGCCAGUAGGUGAUUCUGCACUUGGUCAUUGCCAAGGUUAGCCCCCCUUGUCCAAGCAUAGGGUCACUGACAUUGUCACUUUUGACAUGUCCCUAUUUUGGUUUCAAAAGUAAGCCUGUGUCUGAGAGGCCUUGGUAACCGAUGGAUUUCCCUCUAAUAUGGGCUCUUUGAUCGAGUCCACCUCUCAGCCGGGUGACACCGGCUGGGGCCAGUGGUGGGUAGGUUCUGUUCCUUGGGGCUGGGAGGCACACCUUUGCUUAUUUUUGGUAACAACCAUCUUUCCUCGACUACUCUGUGGCUUCAUCCAUGAAGGCAGUUGUUCACUGUUAGUGUAGACAGCCUUCCUGGCAGGGUAGCAAGUAAGACAGUGGGUUCAGGGUCACUUGAGACGGCUUGGGGAUGUGUUGUGCCUCCCCGGUUCCCAGGUUCCCAGGUUCUGGGAGCUGCCCUAACAGCAGGGAAGGUUUAAAACGUCUUUAUAAUCCAUGGUUCUGGCACCAGGAAGAGUGGAAAGGCUGGGACCUGGCUGUAGCGGCCCCAGCACAGGGCCCUUUUUCAGCACUUUGGCUACCUAGAGACCCAGCCUUGAUAAACUGAAAGCUGGUGGUGACUGUACAUGCUCUUGCUGCCCUGUUAUCUGUCCCAGGCUGCAGAACCCUGACCCUUGCCAGGCCUCUGUCUGCCUAACCCCAAAGUUGGACCAAAGCGCAAAAUGGGAUCAUGGUUGGGGUGUUCAGACUGCCCCUCUCAAUAUUUCUCCCGGGGGAAUGCUGAUGCUGGCUAGGGGCAGGGACAGCGGUGUGCUGUGGGUGCUGCUCAGGAGGAAGGGGACUAUUGUGCAACUUGCCAGGGACCCGCCCUUCCUUCCCUGGGCCUAUGCAGUGGGCGUUUGAUUGCCACCAAGGGCCAUGGCUGGAUCAGUAGCCGCUGCUCUCAUGCUCACACCUGGCUAUGUGCACGUUUCCUAGAAUGCAGAUUGCUUUGAAUUUCGCAGCUACCAUUUGGUUGGUUGUUGCGAUUCAAAAUGAGAAAAAUACGGAGAACCCUGGGAAGGACCUGGUUCCUUUGUUUCUCGGGGAAAUAUGAAGACCUCCCAUUCUGGGAAUCUACUACUCUUUUUCCGGAGGUCAAGUCUACACAGUACCCGAGGCCUGCACCCCAUUACAACAUGUGGCUCUGGCCACACCUCGGGCGGUUUCAUUUUCUCCGGGCCUUGAGUGUAGGGGAGGGGGUGCUCGGGCCGAGCCCACCCUUCUGUACACCCGGCGUUGCCCACUCUGCUUGUGUCUGAGGUCGCGUAUGUCAAAAUAAAGCCGCUAGCAACUAA
Molecule: messenger RNA, 4594 nt
Organism: Cavia porcellus (domestic guinea pig)
Lineage: Eukaryota; Metazoa; Chordata; Mammalia; Rodentia; Caviidae
Gene: Ip6k1
Product: inositol hexakisphosphate kinase 1
Exons: 8
Coding region: 603-1904 (433 amino acids)
Biological process (GO): phosphatidylinositol phosphate biosynthetic process; inositol phosphate biosynthetic process
Cellular component (GO): cytoplasm; nucleus
Molecular function (GO): inositol hexakisphosphate kinase activity
Source: RefSeq, a predicted model, not a curated record